Molecule: messenger RNA, 2587 nt
Organism: Aspergillus pseudotamarii
Lineage: Eukaryota; Fungi; Ascomycota; Eurotiomycetes; Eurotiales; Aspergillaceae
Product: MFS transporter
Exons: 2
Coding region: 221-2050 (609 amino acids)
Biological process (GO): xenobiotic detoxification by transmembrane export across the plasma membrane
Molecular function (GO): fluconazole transmembrane transporter activity
Source: RefSeq, a predicted model, not a curated record
UUUUUUUUCUCCAUGUUGUGCCUUCAUAUUCUCGUAUUACAUACUGCAUAAAUUUAAUCUUAUUCUUUUAACUAUAUGGUGCCCGCCCAUGACAUUGGAUUCUUAUGAUCUACACUUUCCAAUUCAAAUCUUAGGAGUACACGAAGCAUAACACAGCUGACAACGUGAUACUGUUUCAUAAACGUUCCUCUAUAAAAUAAACAUCAGUACCACAACAGGCAUGACCGGUUUAGCCGGGGGCGGCGAGAUGCCUCUAUCCUCUAAGAUUCCCUACUGGCGUUUAGUCCUCGACCAAAAGGUUGUGACACCUGAAGUGGUUAAUUAUCCCUAUGCUGGAUCAGGAACCGAUGGUGACCCUUACGUUGUCAGUUGGAUCCCUAAUGACCCGCGCAACCCAAUGGACUUCAGCGACGUCCAAAAAUGGUCCUAUACUGUCUUAGUCUCCUUUGUCACCCUCACUGUUGCAUUGGUUUCCUCUGCAUACUCAGGCGGCAUGGGCCAGAUUGUCAAGGACUUUGACUGUGAACAGGAAGUUGCUAUCCUCGGGAUUUCUCUCUUUGUCUUGGGAUUUGCCUUUGGGCCAUUGAUCUGGGCACCGAUGAGUGAGACCUUCGGUCGUCGACAUAUUUUCACUAGCACAUUCUUCUUCCUCACUGCGUUCAAUGCGGGGGCUGCUGGAUCUCAGAACAUCCAAACCCUUAUUAUUCUACGGUUUCUCGCAGGAUUCUUCGGAUCAUCACCUUUCGGAAAUGCAGGAGGCACGAUUGCAGAUAUGUUUCCGGCUGCAAAGCGUGGUAUUGCGAUCAGUCUCUUCGCUGCAGCACCGCUCUGCGGUCCUACGUUUGGCCCGGUGAUUGGGGGUUUCCUCGGCUCUGCCGCGGGGUGGCGCUGGGUGGAAGGCUUUCUAGCGGCGUUAGCAGGUGUUGUAUGGCUGGCUAUGUGCAUAUUACUGCCAGAGACAUAUGCUCCAGUCCUUCUGCGUCGCCGAGCUGAAAAACUUUCUGAAUUGAGUGGACAAGUCUACCGCAGUAAACUGGAUAUCGAACGAGGCAGAGCGACAUUGACAAAGACAUUGACUACGGCCCUCUCCCGCCCAUGGCUUUUGCUUUUCAAAGAACCAAUUGUGCUUCUGUUCUGUAUCUAUAUGGCUAUCAUAUAUGGAACACUGUAUAUGUUGUUUGCAGCAUAUCCGAUCGUGUUUCAGGAAGUCCGUGGCUGGAGUGAGGGUAUUGGAGGCUUGGCUUUUAUGGGCAUUCUAGUGGGGAUGAUCAUCGCAGUCGCCUGCACCUUUCCAGACAAUUUUCGUUAUGCUAAGCUGUGUGAGCAAACCACGGGUCGUCUUGCACCCGAGGUCCGUCUUCCUCCCAGCAUUGUUGGAGGAAUCGCCCUGCCCAUCGGCCUUUUCUGGUUCGCGUGGACUAACUAUCCAACCAUCCACUGGAUGGCUCCGGUUGCUGCGGGCGUACCAUUUGGGUUUGGACUAGUCUUGGUCUUCCUCAGUGUCUUCAACUAUCUGAUCGACGCUUACACAAUUUAUUCAGCAUCGGUCCUUGCAGCUAACUCAGCUCUUCGGUCUCUAUUCGGCUUCGCCUUCCCUCUAUUCACCACCUAUAUGUAUCGCAAUCUAGGCAUUCACUGGGCUUCUUCCAUUCCAGCUUUCUUAGCCGUGGCAUGUGUACCAUUCCCUAUUCUCUUCUAUCUUUACGGGGCUCAGAUCCGUAAGCGUUGUGUUUACGCCGCUGAGGCCGAGGCAUUCAUGCAGCGUCUCGCCGCCAAGCAGAAUGCACCCCCGCCUCAAGAGCCAGCUCAAGAGAAAACGACGGUGGCUGAGAAAGCCGAGUCUGUCUAUAUAAGCAGUGAUAGUGAUGACUCCGACAGCCUUUCCACGAUUCCAUCCCAGGUUGCACUUGAUCGACGAGGUUCUCGGGCUUCUAAGAAGUCCGGGCACUCCUUGGGCCGUACAGCGACGCAGUAUGAGGAAAAUCCUUACGACAUUGACCGUGUCAAUACCCGCAACUCCGCCAUUAGUGGUCGCGGACGAAAGGACUAGAUGGAACAGCUGCAUGCACUAGUCUUUUCUCGGAGGGCUUCUGAUGCCCCAUAAUUGGCCUGGUCGAUCGCCUGACCAAAGCAGGCUCCAUAUCAACAAUCGCUUACGGCCCAUUUGCUUGGUUAAUACCCCAAGCUUGAGUGUCGGUUGCCCAUGGAACGGCGAGUUACAUAUACCCUAUACCCGAGACAAGCGCUCGGUUACUCGACACUGAAAGAUAGUGCAGCUUUCGUUCCGGAGGUAAAAGUCAUCAUGCAGGACGUGAUAUGUCCUCCUUGUGAAACGCAUGCACAGUUGCAGAUUACGGGUGGUGAAGGAGAGGGGGCGCUCCCUUCGUAUCCAGAGUCAUACUAUCUAUGUAUAGAGAAUCAAUGGAGAACAGCGGACUGGGCAUGUGUGCACAUACAUUGGUCUGAUUCUCCACGGGUAAUACACAUGAAUGUGAAUAAACCUAAUAGAAAGACCUAUAAUAUUAAUAAUAAAUUCAUUCAAUUCAGGAAAGACAUCUCCUUAUCUGUGGCUGAUUGCAUCAAAAUU